AUGCUCACCUCCAUCGACGCCUACACCCCCGCGGAGGUGACCGAGUUUGUCGCCCGCGCGGGCCUCAUCAAGGGCAACAUGCGCCUCGACAAGGUCUUCUUCAGCUCCGUCUCUGCUGGAUGUCUCUUGGCGCUGGCCUGUGGGACGGUGCUCAGCACAAACAGCAGUCCGUGGUUCCAGGAGAACGCCCCCGGGUUGAUCCGCACGAUCAGUGCAUUGGUCUUUCCUUAUGGGUUGGCCUUGAUUAUCCUUACUGGGGCUGAUCUGUGCACUGGGUCGUUUAUGUUUACUACCGUCGCGGCCCUUCAACGACAGCUCCCCUGGUACCGCAUGCUCCUACAUUGGUUCGUCACCUUCUGGGGUAACCUCGCCGGCUCCCUCUUCGUCGUCGCCAUCAUCUUCGGCUACGGCGAAGUCUUCAGCGCCGACCCCUUCCGCUCCGCCGUAAUCAGCUUCGCGACCAAGAAACAGGUCACACCGGACUUCCACAACAUCUUCCUCCGCGGCAUCGGCUGCAACUGGCUGGUGUGUCUGGCAUGCUUCCUCGCACUGCAGGGCCGCGACAUGGCGUCCAAGAUUAUUGGCAUUUGGUUACCGAUCUAUGCGUUCGUCUCCCUCGGUUUCGACCACGUCGUUGCGAAUAUGACUUUUGUCCCCAUGGCGAUUUGGCUUGAGGCGCCGGGGAUUUCGGUCGGGUUGUAUGUCUGGAAGGGAAUCAUUCCGACGCUGCUUGGGAAUAUUGUGGGGGGUGGGUUGUUUGUUGGCACAUACUACUGGUACAUGUACCUGUUGAAGAACGACCCCGUUACACUGACUGGUCUGCGGAAGAAGACCGAGGACAGCACCGAGGGGACCAUCACGCCUCGCCAGGAUGACAUUGAAGCUUCGGCUGCGGGCGUGCUGCCGAAUAGCUCGUCUGCUAAGCUUGCUUGA
This is a messenger RNA of Aspergillus calidoustus, 933 nucleotides long. The record is from the annotation of a GenBank genome assembly. NCBI's taxonomy places the organism in Eukaryota, Fungi, Ascomycota, Eurotiomycetes, Eurotiales, Aspergillaceae.